AUGCUCACCUCCGGCCGUCGCUCUCUCCCAUCCAACCCACUGUUGCCAUGUCGACUCGAAGAGAGUAGGGCGGAAGUUAAUAUUGUCGCGCAGGAGUCUAUCAGCCGUACUGCUGGUAACACCGGCGGGAACCACGGCGGGUACAGGCACAGCGCGAGCACCGGCCAAAUCCACCGUGUCACGCCUGGAUUGGACGGCCUAUACGACAAGACGGGAAGAAAGCGGUUUGCUCAUGAAGCCGCGGCGUCGCUUAAGUCCGAGUCGCGAACGAAUGAUAAGUUUAGGGGAGCUACGGUGGACGAGGAGGAGGCGGGCCGAACGAUAGGCCUGACAGACGCGGAAACGGGAGGGGGUAGCACUAAGUUAGAGACGUCUUUAAAACGGGAUGCUCUUAAACGCGAAGCGGAGGAGGCGGUUCUGGCGAUAGACGUGGGCACGGGCGGGACCAAGGCGGCUGUGGUGACGUGGCAUGGCGCUGUCGUGGCUUCUGCGUUCUGGCCGCACGCUCCGCCACGUGGCGCGGAUGAUGACGUGGCGCAGGCGCGGCAGACGGCGGAGCAGGAGCCGUCUGAUUGGUGGAGAGCGGCGGCGGGCGCAGCUGGGGAGUGCCUGGCGCAACUGGAUGGGCGGAAGGGGGGGAGCAGCACAAAGGGGUGGAGGGGGAACUUGGAUGGGCGGAAGGGGAGCAUGGAUGGGCGGAAAAAGGGGAGCAGUGCGGGUGGGGAAGGGGAGCGGGGCGGAGUGAGUGGCGAACGUUUGAGUGCGGUGAGGGUGGUAGGUGUUGCGGUGACCGGUCAGAUGCAAGACGUCAUCCUGCUUCCCCAGGUACCACCUUCCCCAAUUAUCACCUUCCCCAGGUACCACCACCUUCCCCAGGAUUGGUCGCCUAACAGCUGCACUGCCGUCUCCCCUGCCAUUCUUUACUCUGAUGCGCGUGCGACUGUUGAAGCGAGGGAGAUGGCAAUGCUGGCAGGAGGCGAAGAAGCAAUCAUUGCAGCCACCGGGAUGAGACAAGGCCCCACCAGCGUGCUGGCGAAGCUCCUGUGGCUGCAGCGUCACCGACCACAAACGCUGAAGGAAUCUUCCUCACUGCUUCUCGGCGCCCAUGCCUACGUGUGCAGCCACCUGAUUGGUCGGCCCGCUCGAGUUGUGGACUGCACCACACUCUCCACCACAGGCCUUGCCACGUGUCCAUCCACCACUGGCAUCUCAUAUGCUGCCGACCUGCUGCACUCACUGGGCCUCUCCCAAUGGCUGCCUCUCCUCCCUGAGAUUCUGCCGCCCACCCGACCAUGCGGCACCUUAUCCGUGGAAGCAGCGGAGCUAAUGGGAGCGCGCCACCUGGCGGGCAUUCCUGUGUUUCACUCGUGUGGAGACCUGGGAGCGUCUGCUGUCGGGUGUGGAUCAGGCGUACCUGGCACGGAGUACAUCUAUCUCGGCACCUCAGGGUGGGUUGCUGGGUCCUUCUCCCUGCAACCACUUUUCCAACCAUCCAACCAGUCACCCAAGAAGUCACCGCUAGCAUCAGUGGUGCAACCGCCUUCGUGGUCUCAGGGCGUGUUCACUCUCGCUCACCCUGACCCUUCUUUGGUCUUCAGAACAGCGCCAAUAAUGACAGCAGGGGGCAAUCUCAAGUGGGCGAUCAGCAACCUCCUUAGCGGUGGCAGCAGCGGCAGCACUGACGUCUCAGAUUCUACCUUUCUCAAUGCUGACGUGGCAGCAGCAUCCGUGCCAGCUGGCAGUGGUGGCCUCCUUUACCUUCCGUUUUUAAAUG
This is a messenger RNA of Closterium sp. NIES-65, 1774 nucleotides long. Lineage: Eukaryota; Viridiplantae; Streptophyta; Zygnematophyceae; Desmidiales; Closteriaceae. The record is from the annotation of a GenBank genome assembly.